GUCAAAAAAAAAAAAAAGAGUGUGUUUUUCUCCGGAGAGAGAAAGAGAGAAAGAAGAAAGAUGACAUUGGGGCUGAUAAAUGCAAACCCGGUGGUGCACGCCAAGAAAGAAAGAGUGGCUCGCCCCCUCGACGAUCCUCACGCCGACGACGCCGUGGAUCCUCUCGAGAUUUACGAUUACGUGAGAGAUAUAAGGGAUCCGGAGCAUCCGUAUUCACUAGAGCAGCUCAGCGUUCUGUCUGAGGAGUCCAUCACUGUUGAUGAGAAGCUUGGCCGGAUUUUGAUAACCUUCACGCCUACCAUUCAGCACUGCAGCAUGGCAACUGUAAUUGGUCUUUGCCUGAGAGAGAAACUGAAGGAUUGUUUCCCUGCACAUUUUAAGGUCGAUAUAAAAGUGGCUCCUGGAUCUCAUGCUGAUGAAGAAGCAGUUAAUAAGCAAUUAAAUGAUAAAGAAAGAGUUGCUGCAGCCCUGGAGAACCCAAACCUUCGCCAACUAGUAACCGAGUGCCUUUACUCCAGUGAACUUUGAUUGGUUAACCUUACUGGAGGAGUUUACUUCUUGUGCAAUCAGGAUGAGGCUUCCUUUGUAUCAUAACUUGAUCUCUCAAAUGAGAAUGUUACAUCCUUUCCUUUUGCGAGUGUAUGUAAAGUAUUGUUCUAAAUCAAACUAAUAAAUAAAGUCUGAAGUAAUUAUCCCUUGUUA
Messenger RNA from Coffea eugenioides, 702 nucleotides. RefSeq names its product protein AE7-like 1. The record is from RefSeq and is a predicted model, not a curated record. Gene Ontology annotation, biological process: iron-sulfur cluster assembly. NCBI's taxonomy places the organism in Eukaryota, Viridiplantae, Streptophyta, Magnoliopsida, Gentianales, Rubiaceae. The transcript has 5 exons. Bases 61 to 528 code for a protein of 155 amino acids.